AAUAUCGACCAAUUUCAUCUUAACUCAAAUCAGACAAUUAUUGUGCAAUGGAGAGUUAAACUGAGCGACUAUCCCGACCCACCCGGUCUGGGGCAGGGAGCAUCCAUGAUGGAUAGCCUGAUAUGUUGUGAUACCAAUAUCAAGUGCGACAUUGUCCCUACUAAAGAGUGUAGUCAUAUAAUUAUGAAUCAAGUAUCACCUUCCUUGAGAUAGUGACAAUAGACAUGCGAGGGUACGUAGCACGGUCCCGUGAUUAUCCCAAGCCUAAGGUGGUACAUUGCCCCUGACCAGGGUGAUUCUCCUUGAUAAUGUCCACACCAUCCUGUUAGAAAUCAUUGAUACUUCGCAAAUACUUCACUUUACUGCCCUUGACAAGACAAUGACAUCCGCAACCUGUCAUCCAAACAUCGCAACUAGAGACCAUAAAGCGUAUAUGGAAUAUGCCCUGGAAAAGGCCCGUCUGUCCCCUCCCGCGCCUACGAAGUUUUGCGUGGGCGCAGUGUUAGUCGAUGCGGAUCGAAACGAAAUUUUAUCAACCGGCUAUUCAAUGGAACUUCCAGGAGACAGACCCGGAGAUCCUGGCAACACACACGCGGAGCAAUGCUGCCUGAUCAAGAUCGCUGAACGGUACAAGGUGACGGAAGAGGAGUUGGGUACGGUGUUGCCGAAGAACACCAUUCUUUAUACGACCAUGGAGCCAUGUAGCAAGAGGUUAAGCGGUAAUAGAACCUGCACAGAAAGGAUUCUGAGACUUGCGAGUCGAAUCAGGGUUGUGUAUGUGGGAAUCAAGGAACCAGGGGUAUUCAUCGCCGAGAACAUCGGGAGAAGUAUAUUGGAGGAUGCAGGUGUUGAGGUCAAAUAUGUGGAGGGAAUGCAGCAUCGUAUCUUGGAAGUCGCUACUGCGGGGCACAAGAAUUAAGGACCCUGGCUUGUACCCCACCAGCCGAGAUUUGCAACGUCUUUGUUCGUUACUUCACUAUGUUACAGUAACAGGAACCAGCGUUGUCCUCUCCACUUCCAUUGUGAGCUGUAGCAAUCUCUUCCUCAAUACCUAACACAUGUUGGCCUGCUUAUCAUAAACAUUGCGGAACUUUCUUUAUAUCAUAUUCAGCUAAAGCACAACGUCAUUACCUAAGUAAUGGGAGAUACUAGUGACAAUGCUUCUAAUUUUGACUGGGACACUACAGUUGACUCGAACGUCGUGGCGCGUGAGUUUAAUACAGUCGCGAGAUAUACAUAAUACUGACGUUAAUAAGACCUACCAAAAGGAUGCCAUGUUGUAUCCUCCCAGAGCCAUAGAAGCAGCUUCUGGGGCCACACUGGCC
Aspergillus pseudonomiae is the source of this 1325-nucleotide messenger RNA. RefSeq names its product putative DRAP deaminase. Bases 380 to 919 code for a protein of 179 amino acids. NCBI's taxonomy places the organism in Eukaryota, Fungi, Ascomycota, Eurotiomycetes, Eurotiales, Aspergillaceae. Gene Ontology annotation, molecular function: diaminohydroxyphosphoribosylaminopyrimidine deaminase activity. The transcript has a single exon. The record is from RefSeq and is a predicted model, not a curated record.